GGAACUGUCACAUAAGUGGAAUCCAAAACAAAUUGGUGGCCAUCUUUUGUUAAAAGGACUAACCCAUCUGAUUGCAAUGCCUUUUUAUUCUGCAAGCCUGAUUGAGACUGUGCAGAGUGAAAUUAUUCGGGACAAUGCUGGAAUUCUGGACUGUAUAAAAGAAGGUAUUGGCAGAGUGAUUGGUAUGGGUGUCCCUCAUAGUAAACGAUUGCUCCCACUUUGGACUCUAGCUUUCCCAACAAUUUUGCACGGAAUCCUUCAUUACGUUAUCAGUUCUGCCAUCCAGAAAUUUGUCUUGAUUAUUCUACGAAAGAAGACACCUCACAGUCUUCCAUCUGAUAACUCUAAAUCUGUGCAGAACAUGCUAGAUGCCUAUUUUCCUGAACUGAUUGCAAGCUUUAUUGCCAAUCUUUGUGUAGACGUUCUCCUUUUCCCACUGGAAACCGUUUUGCAUCGCCUUCACAUUCAAGGAACACGAACAAUCAUUGACAAUACUGACCUUGGCUAUGAGGUGCUUCCUAUUAACACUCAGUAUGAAGGACUGAGAGACUGUGUUAAUGUCAUCAAGAAGGAAGAAGGAGUUCUUGGUUUUUACAAAGGAUUUGGAGCUGUAAUCGUUCAGUAUUCACUGCAUGCAGCUGUUCUACAAAUUACAAAACUUAUUUAUUCUGCUCUCUUGCAGAAUGCUGCCUGACGCUGAAAGAUGUUCAGGUACUGUGGUGUCAUGAAAAAUGGGGAAGUACAUGCACAUGGUAUAGCCUUGAUGGACCAUAUCCAGCAUCUACAUAUGUUUGUUUCUAAGUACAUUAUAUUACAUUUUGAUAACUAAGUUGUGAUUGGUUUGAUAGGUGUUAAAUAAGAUGUUGCCACAUUGGUUAGUUUGUGUUUGAUUCAACCAGGGACUGGUAUGUGAUUUAGUACUUCAGCAUAUGCCUAAUCAGUCAACCAUUACUCUUGUAGUCUGCCUUAUUAAAUAAUUUUCCAUGAAUGUGUUAUUAUACGUGUUGUAUAUUUUAGAACUGAACUGUUGUGAAGAAAUGUUUGUAUAUUCAUUAUGUUGAAAUGACAUAAUUAUAAAAUAUGUUCUGUGUAAAUUUUACAGUCCCUAUUUUUGUUCUUAAAUACUAAAAAUGCUGUUUAAUGGUAUGGCAGAGCAAAUAUUUAAAGGAGGUAUUAUUUGUAGUACUAAAUGGCAGGAAUUUAUCUAGCUUUAAAAUAUUCAAAAUGUAUAUGUUAGCUCCAAUAAUUGGUGUUGUACAGUGUAUUUCAGAUGAGAAUGCUGUAAUUUAAUAUGUAUUAAUUGUGUAAGUUUCUCAAUAUAAAACAUACAUAGAAAAAA
Molecule: messenger RNA, 1339 nt
Organism: Protopterus annectens (West African lungfish)
Lineage: Eukaryota; Metazoa; Chordata; Ceratodontiformes; Protopteridae
Product: solute carrier family 25 member 46-like
Biological process (GO): axon development; mitochondrial fission; mitochondrial membrane fission
Cellular component (GO): mitochondrial outer membrane
Source: RefSeq, a predicted model, not a curated record